Molecule: messenger RNA, 1094 nt
Organism: Camponotus floridanus (Florida carpenter ant)
Lineage: Eukaryota; Metazoa; Arthropoda; Insecta; Hymenoptera; Formicidae
Product: vesicular integral-membrane protein VIP36
Exons: 7
Coding region: 1-987 (328 amino acids)
Biological process (GO): Golgi organization; endoplasmic reticulum to Golgi vesicle-mediated transport; endoplasmic reticulum organization
Cellular component (GO): endoplasmic reticulum-Golgi intermediate compartment; COPII-coated ER to Golgi transport vesicle; Golgi membrane
Molecular function (GO): D-mannose binding
Source: RefSeq, a predicted model, not a curated record
AUGAGGGAAAACAUGAGUAUAAUUUCGUGGCUGCUUCUGAUCCUCGGAAUUUUGGAGUCGUUCGCCGCAGAAUGGAACACAAAGGAUUACCAGAAACGAGAACAUUCUUUGAUCAAACCGUAUCAAGGGACAGGUAUGACAAUGCCUUAUUGGGACUUUAUGGGAAGUACAAUGGUAACUAAUAAUUACAUUAGGAUAACACCUGAUUUACAAAGCAAACAAGGUGCCUUAUGGAAUUCUGUACCAUGUCAUGUACGAAACUGGGAAUUGCAAGUUGAGUUUAAAGUACAUGGAAAAGGAAAGGACUUAUUUGGAGAUGGUUUUGCAAUUUGGUAUACCAAGGAAAGAAUGAAAACAGGUCCAGUAUUUGGAAAUCAAGAUUAUUUUCAAGGAUUAGCAAUAAUACUUGAUACAUACAGCAAUCAUAAUGGUGCACAUAACCAUCAACAUCCUUAUAUCUCAGCAAUGGUCAAUAAUGGAUCUUUACAUUAUGAUCACGAUCGUGAUGGAACUCAUACACAACUCGCAGGGUGUGAAGCAAAGUUUAGAAAUUUAGAACAUGGUACACAUAUAGCUGUAAGAUACGAGAAAGAUACCUUAACUGUUUCAACGGAUAUUGCCAAUAAACUAGGAUGGAAGCAAUGCUUUCAAGUGAAUGAAGUUAAACUUCCAACGGGAUAUUAUAUCGGAAUUUCCGCAACCACUGGUGAUUUGUCUGACAAUCAUGAUAUACUUUCAAUUCGUUUCUAUGAAUUAGACCUACCAGAUGAUUCUAAAGAUCAAGAAGACAGAUCUCAAAUUGUGCCAUCAGCAGCAUUCUACGAUGCACCAAGAGAACGUAUAGAAGAUGUAAAACAUUCUGGUAUGAGUGGUAUAAAACUUUUCCUACUGAUGCUAGUUGGUGCACUUGCAUUAAUAGCCUGUGUUGUCAUUGCCAUUAUGCUAUAUCAAAAACAUCAGGAAAAUAGUAGGAAGCGUUUUUACUAGGUUAGAUUUUUUUUAAAUGGUGUGUAUGUCUUGACCGUCGCAAUUUACCAAUUUCUCUUUUAUCCGGAAUUCUUUGUAUAUAUAAAAUAUAUAGAUUAUAACAUGCU